GUCAACGUUUUAAACGUAACUCUGUCACGAGUCUGUAGGCAGCCUGCGAGGUUUGAAUAGGGAAGUUUACUGAGCGCACAUCUCGCUUCGAGUUCAGUGUUUGCAAAUACAGUGAUCUCAGCGACGGAGGACCUAGAGGACUUUUGAGUGAGAUACACUUCACUGCCGUUGCAUGUGCACUCACCAGGAUACUCUUCUGUCAAGACAGCGGCCGUUGUCAUCUUGAUUCCAGACAGAGAUUUAAUUUGUUAGGUGAUAUUUAGCCUAGACACUUUUGGGAUUUAAAAUGGAUGUUCUACCAAUGUGCAGCAUUUUCCAGGAGCUUCAAAUUGUUCAUGACACUGGUUAUUUCUCGGCAUUGCCAUCCCUUGAGGAAUAUUGGCAGCAGACAUGCUUGGAGUUUGAACGCUACCUGCAGAGUGAGCCUUACGUCUCGGCAUCUGACCUCAAGUUUGAGGGUCAGGAGGACCUGUGGAGCAAGUUAAUCCUGGCCUGCGGGGACAAGAGCGAAACUGGUCCUACCAUCCCCCACCUCCCGGAGGAUGACAAUCAGGACGGCCACCUCUCAGAGACCAAUAGCCUGAACUCGGACGCCAGCAGCGAGGCCUCAGACAGCUCCGAGGAGCUCUCGCCCACACACAGCUUCGCCUCCAACCCGCUGGGCUCAGCCAUGACUGGCUCGGGGCACCUCAGCUCCUCGGUCAUCAGCACGCCGCCAUCCUCGCCAGAGGCCGCGCACGAGCUCUGCAGUAGCAUUGCCACCUGGGGGGUGGCACAGACUGAGCUGCACGUGCCCGCGAAGGCACGGGGCAGCAUGGGCAAGAGCUCGGAGAAGAUGGGCAGCCCCAGCGGAGAGGACGCCUCUCCGGACGGGAGGAGGAGGGUGCACCGCUGCCACUUCAAUGGCUGCCGCAAGGUGUACACAAAGAGCUCCCACCUAAAAGCACAUCAGCGCACCCACACAGGUGAGAAGCCUUACAGGUGUUCAUGGGAGGGUUGUGAAUGGCGCUUUGCACGUAGCGAUGAGCUGACACGUCACUUCAGGAAGCACACUGGUGCCAAGCCAUUUAAAUGCAGUCACUGUGACAGGUGUUUCUCCAGGUCCGACCACCUGGCCCUGCACAUGAAGAGGCAUCUCUGAGCAGUUUAGUGAGCUGAACAGUAAGCCAGGGGAGAACAGCUGAACUAGUGUCUCCUGACCGGCCGCGCGGUUGACCUGCCCCUACCAUGAGGAAGGAAAAGCGAGGGGAGAGAAAGCGUGAUCCAGCCAAAGCAUGCCAUUUUGCACCUUAACCAGUGCCUCCGGGGGCUCUCUUGGAGAAGGCGUUUCUGAACGGUGGUUGAAAAGAAGAACGGGACAAACAAGGAGGACAAAAUCAUGUACUGAAGGAGAGGAAAUGUGCAGGACGUUUUCAAGGAGAGAGAGAGAGAGAGAGAGAGAAAAAAUGAAAACAUAAAAAAAAAGACCAAAAAAAUUGUGAGUGAGUGAUGUGUACGUAUGGUGCAUGAUGUUUGCGGAGGACUCCUGGACAACCGAUAAAAAAAACGCUGGUAUUAAAAACAAACACAAACAAAACAAACAAAAAAAAUCCAUGAGUGAAGUGAGCAUGUGCGCUGAGUGUUCCUGCGGGACUGUCCUGUGUGUGCAGAGGGGGGAGGGCUUCCAGGGGGGUCGCUGUGGACUGACGAGUGGUGGUGUGUUUUUUACGGGGAAACAAGUUCCGGUUUUGUUUCCCUGUUGUCUCCAGAGAGGCGAGUGAGAGAGAGUGUAUGUGCCUGUCAAAGAAUGAGUACUAAGGUUUCUUGCCAAACUCCCCCUAGGGUGUGGGCUGUCCUAUAGAGGAGAUAGUGUGGGAGUUCAGUUUCGGGGAAGAAUGCCCCCCCCGCCCCCACACACACACACAAACACCCAUACAAAAGGGGGAGGUAGAAACCUAGUUCUGAAUGAUCGAGGCUUUUUUGGUGUUUGGUGCAGCUACUAAAUGUGCAAUGUGUUAUGUAGCUUGUCUUUACAAGCUGCAAAAGCUCAUUUGUAGUCCAUUGUAUAAGCUGUGUGCUUAGAAAUAUUACACAACUAUUAUUUCAGUAUAACAGACAGGUGUUGCAUGGUUCUUGGGGUUUUAAUUUCUACUCUUACCCUGUUGUUUGUUAUCAGGACUGCAAAAUAGAUUCCAAUAAAGUGCAGCUAAAGAUAAACGGUUAAAUGUUACAAUGUUGUACAUAUGAAAAGCGUUUGAUGACUUCUCCUUUUUGACUUUCAAAAACCUUUCCCACAACUACGCACCCAUCUUGCUUAUUUUGGAGAAACCACUAUUGCUUAGCAACCAUCUCAUUCAUGAAGCUUUUCCCACUUAUCCAUGUCUUCAGGACUAAUUUUUGUAUUUCUUUUUUUUUUUUUUUCUUUUCUUUUUUUUUUACUGUUAAUGCACUGUUGGCCUUAAUGGUGCCUUAUGUGAGUGACCUAGCCCAAUGGAAGCGGUGUGAGCUUGUAGAGGGGGGUGGGGGAAGAAGAGUGUUGGAGAUGGUUACAUCUGUGUUUGUAUGAGUGAUUUUAAAUGCUUUAUUAAGGCUCAAUUUCACAUGAACAUGCACCUUUGCCUUGUCUGUACUGGCGAGUAUCUUACAAAACCCAUAUGGGUUUUGAAUGCAUUGUUUUUAUGUUUUGGCAUCUAGAUGUUUUCUAUUCAUUUCUAGUAAUUUCUUGACCCAGCAACAUAAAUUCAAUCAACAAAAAAAGUCAAAAGAGAUGUGUUAAAAAUGCUUCAGUCAUCAUAAAAAGCACUUAAACAUGCCUAUUUGAAUUGUAUUUACUACCAUGUAGUAUCUACUUAAUGUACUGUAUUACAUGUCUUUUUUUUUUUU
This is a messenger RNA of Alosa sapidissima (American shad), 2862 nucleotides long. It is a transcript of the gene klf6a, whose product is annotated as Kruppel-like factor 6a. Lineage: Eukaryota; Metazoa; Chordata; Actinopteri; Clupeiformes; Clupeidae. The record is from RefSeq and is a predicted model, not a curated record. The coding region runs from base 287 to 1141 and encodes 284 amino acids. Gene Ontology annotation, molecular function: DNA-binding transcription factor activity, RNA polymerase II-specific; RNA polymerase II cis-regulatory region sequence-specific DNA binding. Gene Ontology annotation, biological process: regulation of transcription by RNA polymerase II. The transcript is spliced from 4 exons.